This is a messenger RNA of Pantherophis guttatus, 5060 nucleotides long. RefSeq names its product class I histocompatibility antigen, F10 alpha chain-like. The record is from RefSeq and is a predicted model, not a curated record. Gene Ontology annotation, biological process: immune response. NCBI's taxonomy places the organism in Eukaryota, Metazoa, Chordata, Lepidosauria, Squamata, Colubridae. Gene Ontology annotation, cellular component: external side of plasma membrane.
GUUAAUUAUUCACAACUCAGAGGGAUUUUCCCGCGUUCCAAGCUCGUCAGGGGAAUCCUGGUUCGGAACCGGGAGCGCCUGCGCAGUCGGGAGCGUUUCGUUGCAAGCAGCAGCCCAGCGGGACCCGCCGAAGCGAUGCGGCCGCGUUGGGGGCUCCUCUGGCUUCUCGGGGCCGCCGCUUCCUUCCUUCUGGAGGGCAGCCGCGGCUCCUCCCCCCGCAUCAUCCGUGUGAGCUACUCUUCUGCGACUGAGGUUUGUCCGGGACUGCCACUCUUCUCCGCCGAGGGUUAUGUGGACGAUCAGCUCAUCACUCGCUACGAAAGCCACACCAAGAAGAUGCAUCCUCGGGUACACUGGAUAAAUACACUGGAGAAGGACGAUCCCAAAUUCUACAACACGUACAUCCGGAUUUUGCAAAAAGACCAAGAGGACUUUCAGGAGAAUGUGCAGAUGCUCCAGAAACGCUAUAACCAAAGUGGAGGGUUUCACAUUGUCCAGAUGAUGAUCUCCUGUGAAAUACGGGAAGACGGGAAAAGGAGCGGUCGCUGGAAAUACGGCUACGACGGGCGGAAUUUCCUCGAGUACGACAUGGAGACUGCCAUCUGGACCACAGCCGACAAGGAAGCUCAGGGAAUCAAGCGGAAAUGGGAGAGUGAAACGGCCAUCAAGCAGCGCUUCACGGGCUACCUGGAGAGCACCUGCCAGGAGUGGCUGCAGAAGAAUGACCACUACAGAUCGAAGUCGUUCUUGAGGAAAGAGCGUCCAGUGGUGGUGAUGAGCAGCAGGACGGAGGCCGAGGAUGGGAUGGAGACGCACGUCUGCCGAAUCCAUGGCUUCCACCCCAAGGAGAUCGAUGCCUCCUGGAGGAGGGAUGGGGAGGUCUGGGAAGAGGAAACCUUCCGUGGGUUUCUGGCCCCCAAUGCAGAUGGGACCUACUACUACUGGAUCAGCAUCCAGAUCGAUCCCAAAGAGAGGGACCGCUAUCGUUGCCACAUGGAGCAUGACAGCCUGCCGGAGCCUCUGGACUUGGAACUGAAGGUUCCAGAAUCCAGUUUUAACCUGUGGCUUAUCAUCGGCGGUGUUGUGGGUGUCGUUGCGGCAUGUGGAGUUGCUGGGAUCUUCCUAUUUCUCAAAUUCAAGAAAAGAGAUGAGGAGCCAAGGAAUGAAACUACUCGAUUCAGGAAAGGAGAUGAUGAGCCAAGGAAUGACCCUUCUUGUGAACGUUCACUUAUGACCAGUUGCUGAGCAACCGUUUGAAGACUGAAGUGAAGUGAGAUGGAAGCACAGGAAACGUUCCCACAUGGCUCUUCGUUCGUGUCAAGAUGAUGAUUUCCUAGCUGUGUAUGAGCCAUUCGGAGUCCAAUUGAAUUGAUGAAAUGUUUGCAAAUAUAUUCAGGUGCUUGUAGGCUUUUUAACUGCUAGGAUAUUUAGCAAGUAGCAAAAGUUAGGCCGAGUUCACCACAGUGUGGUAAACAAAAUAAGCCUGUGUCCACGUAGCUGCUGCAUCAGAAGAAAUAUAUAGUUUAAGAUGAAGGCCUGCUUGAUACAGCAAGUUUAAAACGAAUAGCCGAGUUGGUUAAGGCACUUGGCAAACACAAUUUAAGCUUAAUUUAGCAAAAUCUGUGAAGUGAGUCUUAAGGUUUGAGACCUUGACAAAGUGGUGACAACUGAAGAAAAGUUAGGAGGAGCUUCUGGCCUGGGAUAUGAAUCCAUUCUGGUUGCCUCCAACUCUUGCAUUUAGAAUGGUGUUUUUUAGUCUUGGAACUUUAAGAUGUGUGGACUUCAUCUCCCAGAAUCCCCCAGGACAGAUUCUUGCCCAGGUUAAACAAAAAAAUGAUGCUUUAGAGCAGGGCAGUGGUGAAAUCCAAAUUUGUUUACUACUGGUUCUGUUGGCCUGGCUUGGUGGGCGUGUCUUGGUGGGCAUGGCAGGGGAAGGAUACUGCAAAAUCUCCAUUCCCGCCCAUUCCAGCAGGAAGGAUAUUGCAAAAACUCCAUUCCCACCCCACUCCUGGGGGAAGGAUAUUGCAGAAUCUCCAUUCCCUCCCCACUCCUGGGGGAAGGAUAUUGCAAAAUCUCCAUUCCCACCCCACUCCUGGGGAGGAUACUGCAAAAUCCCCAUUCUCUCCCCACUCCUGGGGGAAGGGUAUUGCAAAAUCUCCAUUCCCACCCCGCUCCUGGGGGAGGAUACUGCAAAAUCCCCAUUCUCUCCCCACUCCUGGGGGAAGGUUAGUGCAAAAUCCCCAUUUCUUCCCCACUUCUGGGGGAAGGAUAUUGCAAAAUCUCCAUUCCCACCCCACUCUUGGGGCCAGCCAGAGGUGGUAUUUGCCGGUGAGCUGCUCAAAUUUUCCGCUACCGGUUCUCCAGAACCUGCUGGAUUUCACCCCUGGAGCAGGGGUGAGAGACUAUGGCCCCUUUAUUACUUGUGGACUUCCCCUCCCAGAAUUCCUGAAUCGGCGUGGACCUCCCCAGGGUACGUACAAUCUGCUUCAAAAAUUCUGAGGGCUGGCCACCUCCCCUACCUCCCCCACCUCCCCAGGGCAUUUAUGCCUGCUCGCAGCUUCCUGCAGCCGCGUGACUGCAUUUUACAAUGUGGCAAGAUCCCAUCUGGGUCAGUCACCUUCACGUCAAGAUUAAUGACUUCCUGGCUCUAACUGAUCUAUUCCGGACUGCAAUUGAAUUGAUGAAAUGUUUGCAAGUGUUACUUGGAUGACUGUAAGCUUUUUAACUGCUUGGAUGUUUAGCAAAACGUAGGCCGAGUUCAACACAGUGUGGUAAACCCAACAAGGCUAACGACAAUUUAGGUCGGUCAUGUUUAUGGUAAGAUGACUUCCUGGUUGGCUCAGGAAUUCUGGGAGUUCUAGUCCGCCAGUCAUAAAGGAGCCAUGGUCCCCCCCACCCUUCUUUGAGAGGACGAAGGGGGUCAUAUUGGCCAUCGACUUCAGGGUAAACCACAAGUGCCUCUGGAGCCUCAUUCUUGCCGCUUCUCCAUUGGGGAUUCUGAUUGUGUGGAGACAAGAGGGGCACCUCCGAAAUAUUGGGAAAAUGUUAUGGGCACAGCCCCAAAAUUCAGACACCUUCCUUUGAAAGAAUUCACUGAUAACUGACAAUGUUCCUAAGAAUCUUAAUAUAUAUUAAUGGAAAUGUGAUCUAUCUUGCACUGCACCCUAGCAAUACACUGAAUUCUUUUCUGGCUUUUCUCUUUAAAUUUACCUUUUAGAUCAUCCUCGCUUCACCAAAUGCCAUCAUGUAGGCUGGUGACCCCCAGGGGGAGAGCCUUCUCUGUGGGGGCACCUACCCUCUGGAAUCAGUUGCCCCCAGAGAUAAGGAGAAUCCAAGACCUCAGUGCCUUCCGCCGUGCCCUUAAAACCCACUUUUUCCAGUAAACCGGGCUGGCUUAGGAAGAAAUUUUUAAAUUUUUUAAAUGUUUUAAUUGGUUUGGUUUUUUAAAUUUUUGGGCCAAAUUUAUAUAUAUUUUAAUUGUUUUUAAUAUUUGUAUUUCAUGUUUUUAAUUCUGGCUGUGCACCGCCCUGAGUCCUCAGGGAGAAGGGCGGUAUAUAAAUUGGGGAAGAAAAAAAAAAUAUAUUAUAGAUUGCUUCUGCAUUCUCUCCCACCCAGUGGUGAAAUGUAAAAUUUGUUACUACCGGUUCUGUGGGCGUGGCUUGGCGGGGAUAAUAUGACUGAGUGGGCGUGGCCAUUUUUUUUUUUAACUUUUAAAACCAUUUUUUCUACAACUUCUUCGGCUGAAGAGGUUGUAAAAAAAUGCUUUUAAAGCCUCUGACGAUCCCGAUUAGGCAAGCUGACUUGCCUAAUCGGCAGAGGCUUUCUUUUCUUUUUUUUAAAAGCCUCUGAUGAUCCCAGUUGAGCCGCGCAAUCAUCAGAGGCUUUUUUUUUUUUUACUUUUAAAACCAUUUUUUCGUCCAGAGGUUGUAGAAAAAAUGCUUUUAAAAAUAAUUUUAAAAAAAAGCCUCUGAUGAUUGCGCGGCUCAGCUGGGCAAUGGGGAGUGGGGGGGGGCAGGGAUUUUUGCUACCGGUUCUCCGAACUGCCCGCCUCCAUCGCUACCGGAUCGGGCGAUCUGGUCCGAACAGGGAGCAUUUCACCCCUGCCCCCACCCCACCCCAUUGGCCCAGCCCCAGUUCCUCCCUGCUACUCUCCAACCCUAUUUGGAUGAUACUAUGAUUAGUUACGAAAUGUGAAUAACACCAAGCGACUCUAGUACAGGUACUCCUCGACUUACGACCACAACUGAGCCCAAAAUUUUCAUUGCUAAGCGAGGCAGUUCAGUGAAUGUUGCCUUAUUUUAACAAUCUUUCUUGCCAGAAUCAUUAAAUGACUCACUGCAGUUAAGUCAGUAACAUGAUUGUUAAGUGAAUCUGUCUUCCACAUUGACUUUACUUGUCAGAAAGCCACAAAAGGGGAUCAAAUGACCCCGGGACACUGCAACUGUCAUAAAUAUGAGUCAGUUGCCAGCAUCUGAAUUUUGAUCACAUGACCAUGGGGAUGCUUCAAUGGUUGUAACUGAAAAACGGUUGUAAGUUCUUUUAUUCAGUGCUGUUGUAACUUAGAAUGGUCACUAAACAAAUGAUUGUAAGUAGAGGACUACCUGUAUUUUAGAGCCCCAAAGACUGAUAAGCUCAGGACUGUCUCGGUAUUUAAACAAUAUCGAGAAAAUAAAUUUAUGGCCCUUUUCAGUGAAAGGAAAAUCUGUCUUGCCACCUCUGAGCCGACUGCGUAUAUUUAGGCAGUCUGUAGUUUGUAUGAAUAAGUGCAAUGAAAUAUGGGACUCAACGCCGUGGGUUUAAAAAAUAGUUCUAUAAAAGUGUCCAGAUACAUUUCUCUUGAAUAAUUUUGCACUACAGAAUGUCAUUAGGAAAUGACACACUUUUCCCUUUGCAAGUAUAUGUAGAAUUAUAACGUGUGACAUAUUUUAUUUAUUGAUUUUUGUUCCAGCUCUUUUUAUUUACAUUUUUUUUCCUUCUCUUCCACAAUAUAUGCACCACUGUUGCUAUUGUUUUUGUGUUUUGUUGUUUAUUUUAUGAAAAUAAAAAGUGCACACUGCCAA